AUGGUUUUUGAGACUCCUCUACUCAGGGUCAGCCGUCCUGUCGCCGCAUGCUCGCGAUGCAGGUCCGCUAAGAUCAAAUGUGAUGGUAAACUUCCGGCAUGCACUGCUUGCGAGAGGUCCGGAAAGCAAGCAGAAUGCUCAAGCACCAAUGAUCAAUUUGCCAGAGGUAAAGAGCGAAGCUACGUCUCUACCUUGGAAACGAGGAUAGAGAAGCUUGAGCGUAGACUGCAAGAGUCUCACCAGAGAAAAGCCUCAGUCGUGACCGCUCACGAGCACAACAAUUACGAAGGCGCAGUACAGAGACAUGCAUCGUCCGAAGGAGGCAACAAAGCCUCAAAGAGGCAUGAAGCCCAAGAAAUUGAUGACUUAGUCUCCGACUUUGGCUACUUGACCGUAAAUGCUACCGCGCGAGAUUUCUACGGAUUCACGUCAAGCAUGUCUUAUGCUCGUAUGGUCCUUUCUGCUUGCACCAAGGACUCUCUACCCACUGGAUUUGUUACACCUCUGCCACCGCGAAACGAGGCCAUGAUCACUAUCAGACACUACUUUGAGAACUUCUUUGUGAUGUACCCCUUUUUUGAGGAGUCGAGUUUCUACGCGUCUAUCGAUGCUGUGUAUCGGGCUGAGGAAUCAAAGGGCUUCAUAGCAUCACCGUUCGACGAAUUUUCCGUCCGGUUGGUUCUCGCGAUUGCACACGCCGGCCGAAUGCAACAGCGAGGUGACGGAAACUAUAUGGCAGCCAUCGGCCAUGUUUCCGCCGCGUUGGCCCACGCUGAACAUGUUCUUCGUCCAGGGUCAAUCGCGAGCGUACAAGCCAUGCUACUCUUACACGAAUAUUCCAUGAUUGAUCCUCAUCAUUUCGACAGCUGGGGACUGAUAGGCGCAGCCUCCCGCGCUAUGGUCGAUCUGGGUCUCCACCAAGACCCACCUAGGAGCGCUUCCAUCUCGAAAGCGAAGCUAGAGCUGCGCAGAAGGGUUUUCUGGUGCGUCUAUGGUUUCGACAGAUCGACAAGUCUGAUACAGUCCCGAGCUUUCUCGUUUUCGGACGAUUCUGCCAAUGUGGCCCUUCCAUUCUCUACAACACAAACGCUAGGUCGACCAGAGACCAGAGACGAUUCAAACCAUAUUCUGUUCAAUAGCUUCGGGUCAGCAACUGACCUUUUCAACCUGAGAAGGAUCCAAUCCGAUUGGUAUACCGAACUGUUUCAGUCGGGCCGGAUACCAUUGUCAGAUCCCUAUCCCACGAUAUGGCGCUCCUGCGAGGCGAUGAAAAGCUGGUUCGAUGGGCUGUCGCCCAAUAUGAGCCCGCAAGUUCGUACGUUCUUUGAACUCAACUUGCUGUACUCAUAUAUCUAUAUCCUCGCAGCGUCACCACGAAUGCCUUUCGUUGCACCGUUCGCACAGAGUCUCAUCUUUGAGCAUUGCAUUCAAUACGCCGAAAAGAUGACGUCUCACGCAAAUGAACGUGUCAAGACUGCCCCUUUGAGCUUCUUUGACGCUAUGCGAGUCUACAUGACCGGUCGUCAAUUCCUCGAAGUCCUGCAAGGCAACGAAGAUCGACUGCUGUCAGGCAUAAUUCCAGAUCCACCACACGUUCCUGUGGACUCCGCACCUCCACCAACAGCACCUCAUACACCAAGAGACUUUCAGAAGAAUCUCGUGCGGAGCAUUACUUGCAUAAAACGGCUUACGGAUUGCCUUGGCUUGUUCGGAUUGAGAUGGGGGUACAUGAGCUGGCGUGAUCGAUUCCAACGCGACUCGGAAUCUCUUCUCUCGUCGCUGAAUCAGCGCGUGUGGAAAAGACAGGAUUCAUCAAACAACACCACUCGUCCUGCUUGGAACUUCCCUGAGCCCAUCGGCUCUCUUUCAGAGGCCGUCGCGCCGCCCGGUCCGCAUCAGCACCUGCAACCUUUAAUUACCCCAACAUAUCCUCCCGAGUUUCAGCAAAGUACCGCGUUCUAUCAAUCACAGUACAACAACUCCGCACCUCAGACCGAUCACCAGUAUCCAGCGUGGCAUGGAUUCGCUUCUGAAGCUCUGGGACCAAUUGGCGAUCAAUCAGAACAGCCCAGCAUGUCGCACACGCGUUCAUACUAG
This is a messenger RNA of Aureobasidium pullulans EXF-150, 2097 nucleotides long. RefSeq lists its product as uncharacterized. The record is from RefSeq and is a predicted model, not a curated record. The transcript has 3 exons. The coding region runs from base 1 to 2097 and encodes 698 amino acids. Gene Ontology annotation, molecular function: sequence-specific DNA binding; DNA-binding transcription factor activity, RNA polymerase II-specific; zinc ion binding. Gene Ontology annotation, biological process: DNA-templated transcription; positive regulation of transcription by RNA polymerase II. NCBI's taxonomy places the organism in Eukaryota, Fungi, Ascomycota, Dothideomycetes, Dothideales, Saccotheciaceae.